AUGGUGCCUACGAAGAUCAAAAUGGGAAAAGUGGGCAACGAUAGAGCUAAAAGACUGAGCUUCAAGAAAAGAAAGGACUGUGUCCUGAGGAAGACAAUGGAGCUUGCAGUACUGUGCGACAUCAAAGCGUGUGCAGUUGUUUUUGGGCCAGACGGGGAGGUCGAGACUUGGCCAGAGAAUCCCAGAGACUUGAAAGCUCUCAUCCACAACUACAAAGAAUAUGAUCAUGAUCAUCCUGGAAAAAAGCAAUAUUUGAGACAGGAGAUUUUUCCCAAGAAGGACGAUAACGACAACCGGCUUGAUAGGCUUUCGGGACAGACCACUAGAGAUUUAUUGAAGGUGAUAGAGUGCAAAUUGGAGACGGUGAGAAAUAGGGUUGAGUUCUUGAAGGUGCCCAAUACCACAGAAGAAGUUACAACGAGUGAGUAUUACUUUGAUCCAUUGGAGUUGGACAUUCAGGCACAGGCAACAUCUACAACUCAAGUCGAUGCCGGAAUUAAAGAUAAUGGUGGUACUGGUGGUGGUGUCUCGCUGGUGCCACGUUUGAUGAUGGAGGAAAUCAAAGGUGAUGAUGAUAAUAACCUACUAUGGUAUCAAGGUGCUGAUCAGAUUAAUAAUUACUUUCAACCAUCUCCUCUUGGGGAAGUUUUGCUAGCAGCAGCAAUUUUUCCUUUUUAG
Molecule: messenger RNA, 678 nt
Organism: Ilex paraguariensis (yerba mate)
Lineage: Eukaryota; Viridiplantae; Streptophyta; Magnoliopsida; Aquifoliales; Aquifoliaceae
Source: the annotation of a GenBank genome assembly